AUGUUCUUCAAUCAAAGCAUGUUCAUCUCAAAACCCUACUCUUCAAUCGCAAUUCGAUCGGUGUGGUCUUCAAAUCUCGAAUCCGAAUUCAAAUUGAUCCGUAGAUUCAUGGAUACUCAUCCAAUCAUAUCCAUGGACACUGAAUUUCCCGGCGUCGUCGUCCGCCCUGACACCUCCGAGUUAACUUUCCAUAACCGCGAUUCCACCGCCCAUUACUCGGUGCUUAAGGCGAAUGUCGACGGCCUUAACCUAAUUCAGGUCGGACUCACUCUCUCUGAUGCUAAUGGGAAUCUCCCUAGCCUUGGGAGUUCUGAAUUUUACAUUUGGGAGUUUAAUUUUAGUGAUUUUGAUGUUUCUCAUGAUAUUCAUAAUCAUGAUUCGAUUGAGCUUUUGCGCGCGCAAGGGAUUGAUUUCGAUAAGAAUAAGAAAUUCGGUAUUGAUUCGGCUAAAUUUGCUGAGUUGAUGAUGAGUUCUGGACUUGUUUGUAAUGAGGAUGUUAAUUGGGUUACUUUUCAUAGCGGUUAUGAUUUCGGUUACCUUGUGAAGGCAUUGACGCAGCGCGCUUUGCCUGAAGGUCUCGCUGAUUUUCUGCUUUUGGUUAAGGUUUAUUUUGGUGAUAGUGUUUAUGAUGUGAAGCAUUUGAUGAAAUUCUGUGAUGGUCUAUUUGGUGGUUUGGAUAGGGUUAGUAAGACUCUGAAUGUCGACCGCGCUGUUGGGAAAAGUCAUCAGGCUGGUUCUGAUAGUUUGCUUACUCUUCAUGCUUUCCGAAGGAUUAAGGAGGUUCAUUUUCGCAAUGUUGAAGAUGAACUGAUCAAAUAUGCUGGUGUGUUGUAUGGUUUAGAAAACAUGGUGUGAUGAAUGGAUAACAUUGUUGUAGAUUGUUUUAUGUUUAUGUUCAACAUAAAGUGAAAAAUUUUAUA
This is a messenger RNA of Trifolium pratense (red clover), 920 nucleotides long. Its product is annotated as probable CCR4-associated factor 1 homolog 11. Gene Ontology annotation, molecular function: poly(A)-specific ribonuclease activity; nucleic acid binding. Gene Ontology annotation, cellular component: CCR4-NOT core complex; CCR4-NOT complex; P-body. The transcript has a single exon. The record is from RefSeq and is a predicted model, not a curated record. Lineage: Eukaryota; Viridiplantae; Streptophyta; Magnoliopsida; Fabales; Fabaceae. The coding region runs from base 1 to 855 and encodes 284 amino acids.